AUGGCCUCAACUUACAAGAUCGUCACUCUUCCCGGAGAUGGUAUCGGCCCGGAAGUCAUCGAACAAGCAACCCGAGUCUUGGAUGUCAUCUCGGAAUCUGGAAAAGUCAAGUUUGAAGUGGAAGCUUGCGAUUUCGGCGGCAUUGCCAUCGACAACCACGGUAACCCACUCCCACCCUCCACCCUCCAAGCAUGCCAAGCGGCCGAUGCAAUCCUCCUGGGCUCGGUUGGAGGACCGAAGUGGGGUGUAGGCAAAGUGCGACCUGAGCAAGGCUUACUAGAGCUGCGGAAAACCCUUGGCCUAUAUGCCAACAUUCGACCUGCACUGUUUCCCUCCGAGUCGCUCGUCCAGCUAUCGCCUCUCAAAGACUCGAUCGCCUCUGGAACCGAGAUCAUCGUGGUACGGGAACUGAUUGGAGGAAUCUACUUUGGCCAACGAACCGAGGCAACCUCCUUCGAGGCCGACGGCGGAGAGGCCAGCGUAGCGAAAGAUGAGUGUUCCUACAGUGUCGCCGAAAUCCAAAGGAUCGCACGAGUGGCAGCUUUCUUGGCCAUGACCACAUCACCUCCCAUGGCCGUUCAUUCGGUCGACAAGGCCAACGUUUUAGCAACUUCUCGUCUAUGGCGAAAGGUCGUCACCGAUCUGUUUGCCAAGGAAUUCCCUCAACUGGCCUUGGACCAUCAUCUCGUCGAUUCAGCUGCCAUGUUGAUCUGCUCCAAUCCUAAGAAGCUAAACGGAAUUGUGCUGACCGAAAACCUCUUUGGCGAUGUUCUCAGUGACGAGACAUCUGUGAUCCCAGGCUCACUUGGGCUUCUUCCCUCAGCUUCCUUGGCCGGAAUCCCAGACCGCAAGUCGAAAUGUCUAGGAGUCUAUGAGCCAAUUCACGGGUCUGCCCCUGACAUCGCUGGCCGCGGGGUCGCCAAUCCUGUCGGUACGAUCCUUUCUGUCGCGCUCAUGCUGAGAUACUCCUUGGGUCUCGAUCGCGAAGCGGAGCAAAUCGAGCUCGCCGUUCGUCGAGUUUUGGACUCUCCAGAAGCAGGUGGCCAUGGCUUACGAACCGCUGAUCUGAAAGGACAAGCAUCAACCAAGCAGCUGGGUGAUGCUGUGGUCUCAGCUCUCAAAAACAUCCUAUCUCCCUGA
Messenger RNA from Puccinia triticina, 1140 nucleotides. RefSeq lists its product as uncharacterized. Gene Ontology annotation, molecular function: 3-isopropylmalate dehydrogenase activity; magnesium ion binding; NAD binding. The record is from RefSeq and is a predicted model, not a curated record. Lineage: Eukaryota; Fungi; Basidiomycota; Pucciniomycetes; Pucciniales; Pucciniaceae. The transcript has 4 exons. Gene Ontology annotation, biological process: L-leucine biosynthetic process. The coding region runs from base 1 to 1140 and encodes 379 amino acids. Gene Ontology annotation, cellular component: cytosol.